CAGUGCGGGAAAGCGAGGCCAGGCGGUGUGAGUGUGCGCAGUGCGGAGCUGGAGGACGGGGUUGGGAGGCACGUUUCCGGUUAGGUCCUCCCGGGCGCGGCAGCGUAGCCGAGUGGGCCGAGGAUCCGCGUUUGUAGAGACAGGAGUGCAGUGAAAGUUUUUUUUGGGAAGUCUGUUUUUCUACUAAGUCUUUAAAGAAUACAACCUAAAAAUGGCUUCAAAAAGAGCUCUGGUCAUCCUGGCCAAGGGAGCAGAGGAAAUGGAGACGGUCAUCCCUGUGGAUGUCAUGAGACGUGCUGGAAUUAAGGUCACCAUUGCGGGUCUGGCUGGAAAAGACCCAGUCCAGUGUAGCCGACAUGUUGUCAUUUGUCCUGAUGCCAGUCUUGAAGAUGCAAAAAAAGAGGGACCAUAUGAUGUGGUGGUUCUUCCAGGAGGUAAUCUGGGUGCACAGAAUUUAUCCGAGUCUCCUGCUGUGAAAGACAUACUGAAGGAACAAGAGAAGAGGAAAGGACUCAUCGCUGCCAUCUGUGCAGGUCCUACGGCUCUUUUGGCUCACGAAGUAGGUUUUGGAAGCAAAGUUACAACACACCCACUUGCUAAAGACAAAAUGAUGAAUGGAAAUCAUUACAGCUACUCAGAGAAUCGUGUGGAAAAGGAUGGCCUUAUCCUUACGAGCCGUGGUCCUGGAACCAGCUUCGAGUUUGCUCUUGCUAUUGUUGAGGCCCUGAGUGGCAAGGAGGUGGCUGAUCAGGUGAAGGCUCCGUUGGUUCUUAAAGAUUAGAGCAGAAAUAUGUGAUGGUGAGUUAGAGAAAUAUGCUGUAUGCAAACUAGUGUCACUGUGUUCACUUCAGAGAAAAACGGCUGCUUUCUGUAGAGGGAAGAUGACAUUGCUCUCUUUGUGGUGUGCAGUUGUGAGGUAACUACACAGAGAUUUAUUUCUCAGCCUACAGACUGUGUCCGUACAUUUCAGAAGCUUGUCUGCAGAAUAAACAGGACAUUUAGCAAACUAA
Messenger RNA from Trichechus manatus latirostris (Florida manatee), 1010 nucleotides. RefSeq names its product Parkinsonism associated deglycase (gene PARK7). Lineage: Eukaryota; Metazoa; Chordata; Mammalia; Sirenia; Trichechidae. Gene Ontology annotation, cellular component: mitochondrion; cytoplasm; nucleus. Bases 212 to 781 code for a protein of 189 amino acids. Gene Ontology annotation, molecular function: oxidoreductase activity, acting on peroxide as acceptor. Gene Ontology annotation, biological process: response to oxidative stress; glyoxal metabolic process; glycolate biosynthetic process. The record is from RefSeq and is a predicted model, not a curated record. The transcript is spliced from 7 exons.